AUGCAGCUUUCAGAUGUCAGCAGCUUACCCAGCCUGAAAGAACUUCUUCAGCCCUCUGCAGACAAGGACACACGGGCCUGGGACCUCGUGAGCUGGAUUUUAUCCUCCAAGGUCCUGACCAUCCACAGUGCGGGAAAGGCAGAGUUUGAAAAGAUCCAAAGGCUGACUGGUGCCCCUCACACGACUGUACCAGCACCGGACUUCCUGUUUGAAAUUGAGUACUUCGACCCCGCCAACACCAAAUUUUAUGAGACCAGAGGAGAACACGACCUGAUCUAUGCCUUCCAUGGUAGCCGCCUGGAAAACUUCCAUUCCAUCAUCCAUAAUGGCCUGCACUGCCACCUGAACAAGACAUCUUUGUUCGGAGAGGGAACCUACCUCACCAGUGACUUGAGCCUGGCCCUCAUUUAUAGCCCCCAUGGCCAUGGGUGGCAGCACAGCCUCCUCGGCCCCAUCCUGAGCUGUGUGGCCGUGUGUGAGGUCAUUGACCAUCCAGAUGUCAAGUGCCAAACCAAGAAGAAGGAUUCCAAGGAGAUAGAUCACAGAAGAGCGAGGAUCAAACACAGUGAAGGGGGAGACAUCCCUCCAAAGUACUUUGUGGUCACCAAUAACCAGCUCCUGCGGGUGAAGUACCUGCUGGUGUAUUCGCAGAAGCAGCCCAAGAGGGCUUCGAGCCAGCUUUCCUGGUUCUCCAGCCAUUGGUUCACAGUCCUCAUAUCCCUGUAUUUGCUGCUGCUGCUCUUGAACCCAGCUGACAUGCUGUGAGGAUACUCAGGCCACACAGAGAGACGACAUGUAGGUGUUCUAGCCAAAAGGGCCCCUGAAAGCAAGCCUGCA
Messenger RNA from Carlito syrichta (Philippine tarsier), 837 nucleotides. RefSeq names its product poly(ADP-ribose) polymerase family member 16 (gene PARP16). The transcript is spliced from 6 exons. Lineage: Eukaryota; Metazoa; Chordata; Mammalia; Primates; Tarsiidae. Gene Ontology annotation, biological process: endoplasmic reticulum unfolded protein response. The coding region runs from base 1 to 765 and encodes 254 amino acids. Gene Ontology annotation, cellular component: intracellular anatomical structure; endoplasmic reticulum tubular network; membrane. The record is from RefSeq and is a predicted model, not a curated record. Gene Ontology annotation, molecular function: NAD+ poly-ADP-ribosyltransferase activity; protein serine/threonine kinase activator activity; kinase binding.